GGAGGAAAGCUUUUCUUCACUUAUUUAUUUAUUAUUUUUUUUCCCCCCCGUAGAAAGGCGUUUGAGUGGGGGGCAUUUUACACAAAUUAAACAUGCUGCUCUGCUUCGCCCUAUAAGCAUCCUUGGAGCCAGUGCUUACCAAUCAAUUGGUACAGUCAAACAGAGCCACAGCCUGCGUGAGAGUGGAGACCUUCAGUCUCGCUUCAUUUCUGGAUAUUGGGGGACUCCUCUACCAUGUCAUAUCCACAGUUUGGAUAUCCCUACUCGUCUGCUCCACAAUUUCUGAUGACAACCAACUCUUUGACCACUUGCUGCGAGUCCACCGGCAGAUCCAUAGCCGACUCCGGGGUAGCGGCGUCCGGGCAGACACCAGUCUACUGUCCCGUGUACGAGAGCCGGCUGCUGGCCACGGCGAGGCAUGAACUCAGCUCAGCCGCCGCGCUCGGUGUGUACGGGAGCCCCUACACCGGCGGCCAAAGCUAUGGGAAUUACGUUACAUACGGCACGGACGCCUCGGCUUUCUACUCGCUGGGCACAUUUGAUACUAAAGAUGCCAAUGCUUCUGCACAUGCUGGAAUAACACAGGCAACAGCCUACUACCCUUAUGAUCCCACGCUGGGGCAGUAUCAGUAUGACAGAUAUGGUUCAAUGGACGGGGGAACGAGGAGGAAGAACGCCACACGGGAGACGACCAGCACGCUGAAGGCCUGGCUGCAGGAGCACAGGAAGAACCCGUACCCAACAAAAGGCGAGAAGAUCAUGCUGGCCAUCAUCACCAAGAUGACCCUGACGCAGGUCUCCACCUGGUUCGCAAAUGCCAGGAGGAGGCUCAAGAAGGAGAACAAGAUGACAUGGCCGCCCAGAAACAAGGGCUCAGAGGAGAAGAGAUAUGAUGAGGAUGAGGACGGGUCUCAGGAGGAGCAGAUAAAAAGUGAAAACAAUGAGGAUGAGAGCAGAAGUCGGCCUGAUAAGGACCUGCAGCUGAGCGACUUGGACGACUUCGACACGCUGGAGUCAGAGAGCUCCGAGUGUGAGCUGAAGCACCGAUACCAUAUGAACACACACAUGUCAACGACAGCCGACUGCCCCACUGAGCACCUCAUCAAGGACUCGUCUCUGAAAAUCUCCAUCCCCGUUUCUCUGGGAGGGGAACAGGACUUGAGCAAAAGUUGCCUCAAAACGAACCCAGAUGAUUUCCAGGUGGACAGCAGAUCGCAGGCCAAGGCGUGUUAUAACCAGCAGCAGCAACAGGGGCAUCAGAUACUAGACGGCAAACCUCGAAUCUGGUCUUUGGCCCAGACUGCGACAUCCCUGAACCAGACUGAGUACCCGUCCUGUAUGCUGAGAUGCCAGGCGCCGCCCUCCUCCCUCACCCCUUCCCCCGCCGCUACCUCACCUGUGACCGGCCUGGACAACAGGCAGGAUUCGCCGGUCACGACCCUGAGAAACUGGGUGGACGGGGUUUUCCACGACCCCUUGUUCAGGCACAGCACUUUGAGCCAGGCCCUGACCAACACCACCGUCUCUUGGACCACGAACACUAAAGGCGCCAUUCUGGAGGCAGAGAGGAGCGCGGCGGUCCUGCAGCAGCAGCAGCAGCAGCAACAGCAGCAACAGCAGCAGCAGCAACAUCAAGACUCCAAAGACAAUGCCAUGAGUUUCCCCAAAACCAUCAACAAACUUUUCUGCUCCUAACAAAACCAAAUGACGCAAUUAAUGCAAAACGAGGAAGACUUGUUGUGACUGACUGGUGGUAAAGCUUAUUAAGUCUUCAUGCCCCCUCAUUUUGUUUUAAUUUGUUGUUGUUGUUUUUUUUAAAGCAAUUGUAGCUAUGUAUACUGUUACUAUAGCGUUACACAAGUGAAAUACCCGGAUCAGUUUGGCUUCUUUGAUUCAACGCACGCACAAAAGUCAUCGAAAUGUAUAUAUAAAAAAAAGUUUACAUCUUUGAGAAAAAUAGGCCUAAUGUUUACAGUUUUUUUUUUGUUUCGAGUUUUUAUUUUUUCUUUACUAUGCGCAUGCAAGUGUAAUUGAAUAUUAUUUAGGUCUCAUCGAUUGAGUAUCACUAUUAAAUGAAAAAAAAAACAAGUCUCACAAAAUGCACAGCUCUGCCACGAAGUGGAUGCGAGAGCGUUUCAACUUUGUUCACUGAAAAUAAAAGCAGUCGGCUUCA
Solea senegalensis (Senegalese sole) is the source of this 2173-nucleotide messenger RNA. RefSeq names its product iroquois homeobox 4a (gene irx4a). Gene Ontology annotation, biological process: regulation of transcription by RNA polymerase II; neuron differentiation; cell development. The transcript has 5 exons. The record is from RefSeq and is a predicted model, not a curated record. Gene Ontology annotation, molecular function: RNA polymerase II cis-regulatory region sequence-specific DNA binding; DNA-binding transcription factor activity, RNA polymerase II-specific. Gene Ontology annotation, cellular component: nucleus. Lineage: Eukaryota; Metazoa; Chordata; Actinopteri; Pleuronectiformes; Soleidae. Bases 235 to 1695 code for a protein of 486 amino acids.